AUGGUUUACCUUGACAUGCAAAACAGCCACGCUUACGAUGAGACCAUUCCCAAACCGCCUGAUGGAGUGGGAAAACCAAGGAAGGUGAGUCGCAUGGAAAGCGUUAUUGCGCUGCUCGCCGCCCUGAUAGGCCUAUCGGUAGGGGCUGGAGCCGGCUUUUAUGGCCGUCGGCUGGUUUCGGCGAGACGAAUCAACAGCGCUCAGGUUGAGGCUGACAAAAUCGUAGAAGCGGCGCGGCGCGGAGCUCAGACCCUGGUCAUAGAGGCCAAGGAAGAAACGCUUCACUUGCGCGCCGAAUGGGAAAAGGAACAGAGAGACCACAGGUCUGAGUUCAAACGGUCUGAGCGCAGACUAAGAAAGCGAGAUGAGAACCUCGACAAGCGGGCCAAUAAUCUCGAACGUCGCGAGCAAACGAUCGCGCAACAGGAGGGCCACGCCCAGAAGAUAGUGGACGAGAUCGAGGACAGCAAGCAGCAGGCGCUCGCAAAGCUGGAGGAGAUCUCGGAGCUGAGUCUCCCACAGGCUAAGGACCUGCUGAUGCGCGAGGCCGAAGAGGAGAUCCAACACGAGAUAGCCCGUCGGUAUAGAGACAUUGAGGUGCAAGCACAGGAAGACGCCCGCGAGGUCUCUUCCAGGAUACUGGCUACCAGCAUUCAGAGAAUGGCUGCCGAUGUCGUCUCUGAAAUGACAGUAACCACAGUUCCCCUUCCCAACGACGACAUGAAAGGCGUCGACCUGAUAAUCGAUGACACGCCGGAGGCCGUAACCCUGUCGUGCUUCGAUCCAGUCAGGCGCGAGGUCGCCAGAAUUGCCGUGACCAAACUCAUUGCGGACGGCAGGAUCCACCCUGCGCGCAUUGAGGAGAUGGUCAGCCGCUCUGAGAAAGAGGUCGAGAAGUCGAUCUGGUCAGCGGGAGAAGAGGCGAUAUUCGACACCGGGGUACGUGGAAUGAACCCCGAGAUCAUCAAGCUGCUGGGACGCUUGAAGUUCCGCUACAGCUAUGGUGAGAACGUACUUCAACACUCGUUGGAAGUCUCGCAUAUCGCAGGCAUGAUCGCAUCUGAGGUCGGGGCCAACAUCAAGGUUGCCAAGGCCGGCGGUCUGCUCCACGAUAUCGGAAAGGCGCUCACUCACGAGGUGGAAGGGCCACACGCUGAGAUCGGCGCCGAGAUCGCCAACAAGUACAAUGUGGCGGCCAGAGUGUGCGCGUGCAUCGCCGAGCACCACGACGACGUUAUGACCUCUCCGGAGGCUUUCAUCGUGGCUGCCGCCGACGCAAUCAGCGCGGCGAGGCCAGGCGCACGUAAGGAUACCGUCGAGAACUACAUCAAACGUCUCCAGGCUCUGGAAGACGUCGCAAGCGAUUUCGAAGGCGUCGAGCGUUGCUUCGCCAUUCAAGCGGGCCGCGAAGUACGCGUCAUGGUCAGGCCAGACUCGAUCGACGACAUCAUGGCUUCCAAACUGGCCCGGGACAUCGUCAAGAAGGUCGAGGACAACCUGGUAUAUCCAGGUCAGAUCAAGGUGACGGUGAUCCGCGAAAGCAGGAUCGUCGAGUACGCGAGGUAA
Geodia barretti is the source of this 1566-nucleotide messenger RNA. The record is from the annotation of a GenBank genome assembly. NCBI's taxonomy places the organism in Eukaryota, Metazoa, Porifera, Demospongiae, Tetractinellida, Geodiidae.